CACUCCCCAUUCGGUCGCGUUCUCUCUCGUGCAGCCCAGGGGGAGGUGGGUGGCGGUGCCGCGCCGCGGGCCCCCGGCAUGCCCCGGCGUGAGGGCCUCGGCGAGGGUGCGGAGGACGCCGCGGACAGCGAGGACAGCGUCAUGAGCGACGCCGGCGCCGAGGUGCGGGGGGAGGAGCCGCAGCCGGGGCCCUCGCAGCGUGCCGGACGGCGGCGCUGGAGCAUGGACUCCAGCAACAGCGCAGAGGACGGCUUCAAGACGGUGUGGACGUCCAUGCAGCAGCCCAGGUCAACUCGGGCGGCUGGCAGCCCCGGCGGCAGUCCCGGUGGCAGCCCAGGCCGCAGCCCCGGCGGCAGCCCCCAGCCGGGGCCAAGCACCUACGUCUCUUCCACCGAGUCCAUCGCUGGCGGCGGCCCGAGCGGCGGCCAAGGAGGGCCCGGGGCCGUCUCGGCGUCCUCGUCCGAAGCCAGCACAGAGCAGCCCGACGGCGACAAGGGGAAGCAAUCGGCCGCGCUCAGCGCCUCGGUGGGGCGGAAGACUCGCAGAGGUCGGCGGGGACCCAAAAGGUGUCGGCGAUGCGGUCGAUUCCUAAAGAAGGAGUCGUGGCUCCGCUCCAUCACGCGCAGCGUGUCCAAGUCCCUCACCAGCACGCCGUGGGGACGCCGCCGAGAAUGCAGGUCGUGCGGGAGAACCUUCAGAAGAGGCUACAGGGGAAGAAAUAUGAGUCGGGGACGAAGUUCAAGCCGAGGACGCAGUCUGAGCCGCGGGCGCAGUCGAAGUCGGAGCCGAAGCCGCGCGCGGAGCCGAAGUCGGAGUCGUUCAAUGAAACGAAGGAGGAGCCGGAGCCGAAGCACCAGGAGAAGCACAAGUCGGAGGAGGAGGCGAAGGCGUCGCAGUAUAGAUGAUCAAAAAUUCUUUGUAUGCUAAAAUUCCUCUGGUGAUUCAGCUUGUCCAUUUGAAGAAGAAAAAAGAAUCCCCAGUGUCAAUAGAACAGAGCCACUUAAUUUAAAAUCAAGCCUAGGAUAUCAGACUUUCCACCUCAUGUGCUUCAAAUCUCUAGUAAUCCUAUCUUUGGAAACAUUUAAGUUAGUAAACAAAUUUGUUUUUGAAUCUCAUGCAAAACAAAAGACAUGUUAUCAUCAUAUUAUAAAUUAAAGGUUUAUAUUUUUCAUUCAAUACUGAUACAAAUAUCAUUUAUGGCAGCCAUGUUCUAAAAAUGGACUUGAACACAACAACUGUUCAAUAAUAAAAGUACAACAACAUUAACAAUAAUAGGUACACAUACAACCUAUAAGAUUAACAAAUGUUGAGCGAAACUAAGUACUGAACUCAUUUUUUAAAAAAUUGUCUGAAAUCUAGAAUUUAAGUAAAUGUUCUAGGCUUUACGUAUCAUCAUAUUACAAUAGAGCAUAAUUCUCUUGCUUGAAAUUCACAAGAAGUAAUAGCAAAAUGAAAUUCAUUAUGUAAAAAAAUUGAAAUAACAAAUUUAUUAAAAAUAAAUAAAAGGUCACGGGUAUCAAAAUUACAA
Messenger RNA from Frankliniella occidentalis (western flower thrips), 1528 nucleotides. Its product is annotated as protein TonB-like. NCBI's taxonomy places the organism in Eukaryota, Metazoa, Arthropoda, Insecta, Thysanoptera, Thripidae. Bases 79 to 927 code for a protein of 282 amino acids. The transcript has 5 exons. The record is from RefSeq and is a predicted model, not a curated record.